This is a messenger RNA of Pungitius pungitius (ninespine stickleback), 2514 nucleotides long. It is a transcript of the gene tnfaip8l1, whose product is annotated as tumor necrosis factor, alpha-induced protein 8-like 1. Lineage: Eukaryota; Metazoa; Chordata; Actinopteri; Perciformes; Gasterosteidae. Gene Ontology annotation, biological process: regulation of apoptotic process. The transcript is spliced from 3 exons. Bases 323 to 883 code for a protein of 186 amino acids. Gene Ontology annotation, cellular component: cytoplasm. The record is from RefSeq and is a predicted model, not a curated record.
GCGGACUCGGGUUACAACCAACACCCGUAACCGAUCCCACAGCAGCCGAGAGAAGAAAACGCUCUUUCAAUAAUUCACACAUCUGUGCAUGAUACGCGGGUUACAGAACAAGAAGGAGCAGCGAAAGGGAGGACGUGUUUCUUUCGUGCGCGGAGCUCCAACAAAACAAACAGACAAAAAAAAGAGCAAAAUGCUGUAAGGCAACUUCCCCCCCCCCCCCCCUGCGCUGCCGGGAUGAAGACUUGAGAGGUUUAACGUUGGUUUUGAAUUAACUUGUCAUAUUGCCGGCUGACUUCUCCUGUUGUGCCACUGAGACCCGACCAUGGACUCCUUCAGCACCAAGAGCUUGGCCCUGCAGGCGCAGAAGAAGCUGAUGAGCAAGAUGGCCACCAAGAGCGUGGCCAACCUCUUCAUCGACGACACCAGCAGCGAGGUACUGGACGACUUGUACCGCGUCACAAAGGAGUACACCCGCAACCGCAAGGAGUCGCAGAAGAUCAUCAAGAACUUGAUCAAGAUGGUGGUGAAGCUGGGCGUCCUCUACCGAAACAACCAGUUCAACAGCGAGGAGCUGAUCCUGGUGGAUAACUUCAGGAAGAAGGUCCACACUCUGGCCAUGACGGCGGUCAGCUUCCACCAGAUUGAGUUCACCUUUGACCGCCGCGUCAUGAGCGCCAUUUUGAAUGAUUGCCGUGAGCUUCUGCACCAGGCCAUCAAACGCCACCUGACAGCCAAGAGCCACUCGAGAGUCAACCACGUGUUCAAUCAUUUCGCCGACUGUGACUUCCUGGCGUCGCUCUACGGGCCCUCCGAGGUGUACCGCGCCCACCUGCAGAGGAUCUGCAACGGGAUCAACAAGAUGCUUGAUGAAGGGAACCUCUGACCUCCUCCUCAUCAGGCACCUGUACCUCAUUAGCAAAUUUCAGCCAGGACCGUAACACUGAAUUUUUUAUCUUGUCUAGUUAGUCCAAUGUCUGUCUUUUCUUCUUCUUCUUCUUCUUUUUUUCUCAUCCACAGUAAACAAAACCACAGAAAACAACUCAGAAGCGAAUGUAAAACCUUUCGCUCUUAUCAGUAUAUUCAGGGAUUGGAGCCUUGACAACUGUGCCUUGACCAAACAAUAACACCAUAUUUGUGUCUUCCAUCCAAGGGCACUCUGCUUUCUUACUUACUUAAUCAAAAAGACACAGCCAGCACAAGCCUUCACUCAUAACUCAACAAGGAGCUUUAAUGGACCCAAAUGGUUUUGAGUCCACCAGGAGCGGAAAGAAAGUGAAUUUUUGUAUAUUCCAAAUACCGACAGAUAAAGAAGUGAAUUUUUGUAUAUUCCAAAUACCCAUGGAUAAAGAAGUGAAUUUUUUUUUGUUGACAUUUUUUAAAAGUAGUAUUGCACUCAAUCCUGAAGAAGCGCUGGACUGUACUUUCCUGCAAUAAUGAAACCAUGUGAAACACUUCAGUUAAUUAAUCCUGCUUAUCCCGAAUAUUACAGCUUUCACCAUCGUGCACUGAACUUCACUUUGUAGAGGCCAGGCCUUUUUAAAAAAACAUAUAUAUAUUUUUAUAGAAGGCACCUCUAAACCAAAAUCUUUUUCUUUUAAUAGUCUGAAUUACAGCUACCACAACAAAGAUGAGGUAUUUGGGUCACAGAGGGACCAUAAACGUGUAGGAAUUUGACUGUGCUGCAUACUGUUGAAUGGGAGCGCGAAAUAAUCACGACAGGGAAGCGGCACAAUGGCCGCGGACUUAACUAAUCGCCGUGAGAGACGUUGGAGCCCCGGGUCAGCUGUGUUUCAGAUUUAUCGCCCGUUGCCUCGGGUUUAUCCGAAAAGCACUGAAACUCUGGUUAGAAUUCUGACCGAUUUGAACUAAAAAGGCUCCCCGAGAGCAGCCGGAUGAAAGGAUGGAUGGGGAAACCGCUGCUCUGUGUUUAUGAAAAGGGCCAGGCGUGGUACAGAGAUUAGAGCAGAGACAAACACAGUACCUGAUUGUACUCUCCCACUGCAAUUACAGCCCCCUGUUCUGGGGCGGCAUAAUGGCCCCGCAGCCUGUCUCUGUCGAGCAGCCUCUCCAUUUCGCCUGACAGCAGCCUGGUGUAAUGUGACGGAGAUAGCCAUCGCUGUCCGCGCCGUGCGCGUCAUGUUAAUGGAGUGAAAGAUGUUGUUGCGUUUCUUCCUUAAAAUGAGAAUAUGAAUAGCCAGCAUCCCUCCCCAACGCUCUCAUAAUGGCUGUCUUCCCUUUUUUUGUCUGUGUGUUUUGUAUCACCGAGUCUGUCUGGGAGAUUGUUUUGUGCUGCGGCCUCAUUUUGUAUUCUGUUUAUGUGUGUGUGUGUGUGUGUGUGAGAGUGUGUGUUUUGGGGUGCGUACCUGUGAGAGAAUUGGAAAUUGAGCCGUGUAAUAAGCGCUGCGCUUUUCCAGAUAGGAUUGCUGAAACUUUAACUUCAUCCACAGCAGCUCUGCCAAAGAAACGAAGACUGAUGUUUCUCCAGAUGCAGUCCCUCUCUUUUUUUUUUUUCUU